AUGAACCCGCUCCGCCACGACUUCAUAACUUCAUGCCGCUCUUCGACGUCCCCACCAAACCCGUCUGAGAAACUGCGAUAUCUAGACAUUGGCUGCGGCGGCGGUAUCUUCGCCGAAUCAGCCGCGCGCCUACCCACCACCACCUCCGUCACAGCAAUCGAUCCCACACCACAAGUCCUCUCCAUCGCCGAAGCGCACAAGAGGCGCGAUCCUACACUUACCUCGCCGGGUAAACUUACAUACCUAAAUACUUCUAUCGAAGAUCUACCGCGUCCGAAAUCAGACACAGAAGCCUUCGACAUCGUUACGCUGUUCGAAGUAAUCGAGCACGUAAAUGCCCCAGGUCCGUUCCUCGAACACGUCCUCCCGCAUGUGAAGCCGGGUGGCUGGUUGAUAAUGAGCACGAUUGCGCGGACGUGGACGAGCUGGGUUGUUACGAAUGUGGUUGCAGAGGAUGUUUUGGGUAUUGUGCCCAAGGGGACGCAUGAGUGGAGUAAAUACGUCAACGAAGAGGAGUUGAGGAGUUGGUUUGCAAAGCAGCCUGGUUGGGGCAAUGUUAAGUGUAUGGGUGUUGUGUAUGUGCCGGGGUUGGGGUGGAAGGAGGUGGCGGGGAGUCAAGAUUGGGGGAAUUAUUUCUUUGGUGUAAGGAGGGAGGGCUGA
Molecule: messenger RNA, 660 nt
Organism: Alternaria incomplexa
Lineage: Eukaryota; Fungi; Ascomycota; Dothideomycetes; Pleosporales; Pleosporaceae
Exons: 1
Coding region: 1-660 (219 amino acids)
Biological process (GO): ubiquinone biosynthetic process
Molecular function (GO): 2-methoxy-6-polyprenyl-1,4-benzoquinol methyltransferase activity
Source: RefSeq, a predicted model, not a curated record